This is a messenger RNA of Conger conger (European conger), 1830 nucleotides long. RefSeq names its product deleted in malignant brain tumors 1 protein-like. The transcript has 8 exons. Gene Ontology annotation, cellular component: membrane. Bases 1 to 1830 code for a protein of 609 amino acids. Lineage: Eukaryota; Metazoa; Chordata; Actinopteri; Anguilliformes; Congridae. The record is from RefSeq and is a predicted model, not a curated record.
AUGGAAGCCAGUGCCCAGACUCCGAUCAGACUGGUAAAUGGAGAUCAUGAGUGCACAGGCAGAGUGGAGAUCUACCAUGUUGGCCAGUGGGGAACGGUGUGUGAUAACUCCUGGAACCUGAACGACGCUGAGGUGGUGUGUAGACAGGCUGGCUGUGGCAGAGCUCUGGAUGCUCUCAGCAGUGCCCACUUUGGGCAGGGCAGUGGGCCCAUCUGGUUGGUAACUCUCCAGACCCAGAUCAGACUGGUAAAUGGAGAUAAUGAGUGCUCUGGCAGAGUGGAGAUCUACCAUGUUGGCAAGUGGGGAACGGUGUGUGAUAAAUCCUGGAACCUGAACGACGCUGAGGUGGUUUGUAGACAGGCUGGCUGUGGCAGAGCUCUGGCUGCUGUCAGCAGUGCCCAUUUUGGACAGGGCAGUGGGCUCAUCUGGUUGAAUGAUGUGAGCUGUUCUGGAAACGAAUCCUCCCUGACACAGUGCCAGCACCCUGGAUUUGGGUCUAACUUCUGUUCUCACUAUGCAGAUGUUGGUGUGAUUUGCUCAGUUAAAAAUGUGUUUCAUAUAGCGAUCAGAUUGGUGAAUGGAAGUGAUCGAUGCUCUGGCAGAGUGGAGAUCUACCAUUUUGGCCAGUGGGGAACGGUGUGUGAUAACUCCUGGAACAUGAACGACGCUGAGGUGGUGUGUAGACAGGCUGGCUGUGGCAGAGCUCUGGAUACUCUCAGCAGUGCCCACUUUGGACAGGGCAGUGGGCUCAUCUGGUUGGGUGAUGUGAGCUGUUCUGGAAACGAAUCCUCCCUGUCACAGUGCCAGCACCCUGGAUUUGGGUCUUAUAACUGUAGUCACCAUGAAGAUGCUGGUGUGAAUUGCUCAGCCAGCGCCCAGACCCCGAUCAGACUGGUAGAUGGAGAUAAUGAGUGCUCUGGUAGAGUGGAGAUCUACCAUGUUGGCCGGUGGGGAACGGUGUGUGAUUACUUCUGGAACCUGAACGACGCUGAGGUGGUGUGUAGACAGGCUGGCUGUGGCAGAGCUCUGGCUGCUAUCAGCAUUGGCCACUAUAGACAGGGCAGUGGGCCCAUCUGGUUGGAUAAUGUGAGCUGUUCUGGAAGCGAAUCCUCCCUGACUCAGUGCCAGCGCGCUGGGUUUCAGUCUAACCUCUGUUCUCACGAAAGAGAUGUUGGUGUGAUUUGCUCAGCGAUCAGAUUGGUGAAUGGAAGUGAUCAAUGCUCUGGCAGAGUGGAGAUCUACCAUGUUGGCCAGUGGGGAACGGUGUGUGAUAACUCCUGGAAUAUGAACGACGCUGAGGUGGUGUGUAGACAGGCUGGCUGUGGCAGAGCUCUGGAUGCUCUCAGCAGUGCCCACUUUGGACAGGGCAGUGGGCCCAUCUGGUUGGGUGAUGUGAGCUGUUCUGGAAACGAAUCCUCCCUGACACAGUGCCAGCACCCUGGAUUUGGGUCUUACAACUGUAGUCACCAUGAAGAUGCUGGUGUGAAUUGCUCAGCCAGUGCCCAGACCCCGAUCAGACUGGUAGAUGGAGAUAAUGAGUGCUCUGGUAGAGUGGAGAUCUACCAUGUUGGCCGGUGGGGAACGGUGUGUGAUUACUUCUGGAACCUGAACGACGCUGAGGUGGUGUGUAGACAGGCUGGCUGUGGCAGAGCUCUGGCUGCUGUCAGCAGUGACCACUUUGGAGUGGGCAGUGGGCCCAUCUGGUUGGAUAAUGUGACCUGUUCUGGAAACGAAUCUUCCCUGAACAGGCUGGCUGUGGCAGAGCUCUGGCUGCUCUCAGCAGUGCCCACUUUGGACAGGGCAGCGGCCCCAUCUGGUUGGGUGAUGUGA